AUGGCCUCCCGCUCUCCAGAUUACUCGGAUGACGAGUUUGACUUUGACGAGGAAUACUUUUCCCGCACUUACCAACCCCUCUCGAACCUUCCGACCCCACCUCCCUCGUCACGCGAGUCUUUGGCCAGCCAGAGUCCCCGGAGCCUCCUGGAAAAUGGAGUGCUUCUCGACUCGGCGCUGCUAGGCCCAGCAAUCCAUUUGGUCAAUCUCGUCCCUCCCGCCGCAUCCCUCUCGGUUCCGUCUGUUACGCUCGUUCACGAGAUGCUUGUCCGCUCCGAUCUUCCCAUGGACGUCAUUGCCCUUGCUGUGUGCAUCCUGGACUCGCUCAACUCCAAGUUCUCGCUGAACUGGCGACUGCGGUGCCCUCUGUCGCAGCAUGAGCCCGCUAACGAAUUCACUAAGCGGCACACUAUCCAGUUCAGGCCGGCGGAAAGCACGCAGCUCCACAUCGACUCGGUCAGCCCCGAAGUGAUCAUCUUAGGGGCACUCAUCAUCGCAUUCAAAUUCUUGGGCGACUGCCAGGAGUCAACGCACUACUACCGGUCAGCGUGGGGCAAGAAUAGGUGGACGUGCGACCAAAUCAACGUAACCGAGAGGUGCAUCAUGGAGAGCUUGGGUUACCGGAUUUUGCCGCUCUGCCAUCCGGUGCUCAUUGCCGACGCAGUCAAUGAUAUGCAGCGCGCGGCAAGGCAGGUGGCGUUUGUACCGCAGCCCAGAAAUGGGGAGGCACACAAGCGCUCCGUGAGCUCAGGCGUCGCACUCUCUGGUCAUUCUAUUCCGUUGACACCGGCAGAAACGCCAGUGUCCGAACAUGGGCCAACUGUCAGCCCCGUGCGUGAAGCUGUGGGGGUUGCAUUCGGAGCCGAGGGGUUUGUCUCGGUGGAUUCUUCGAUGUUGCAGCUGCCCCAGCGUCCGAAGACAAGGACACCCCAGACCGCUAGUUGA
Messenger RNA from Chaetomium strumarium, 945 nucleotides. RefSeq lists its product as uncharacterized. The transcript has 2 exons. Bases 1 to 945 code for a protein of 314 amino acids. Lineage: Eukaryota; Fungi; Ascomycota; Sordariomycetes; Sordariales; Chaetomiaceae. The record is from RefSeq and is a predicted model, not a curated record.